Messenger RNA from Sinocyclocheilus rhinocerous, 2166 nucleotides. RefSeq names its product tumor necrosis factor receptor superfamily member 11A-like. The coding region runs from base 1 to 1935 and encodes 644 amino acids. Gene Ontology annotation, biological process: positive regulation of bone resorption; multinuclear osteoclast differentiation; ossification. The record is from RefSeq and is a predicted model, not a curated record. Gene Ontology annotation, cellular component: external side of plasma membrane. The transcript has 13 exons. NCBI's taxonomy places the organism in Eukaryota, Metazoa, Chordata, Actinopteri, Cypriniformes, Cyprinidae. Gene Ontology annotation, molecular function: tumor necrosis factor receptor activity; cytokine binding.
AUGUGCUUGACGUGGCGCGACUACUUUGAUUACGAGAAAUGGGAGGAGCGUGUGAAAAAACUGAGCAGAUUCCACAUGACUGUAGUGCAGUGGAAACACAGGGAGAGCAGCAGUCGAGGCGUGGACUACUUUGAUUACGAGAAAUGGGAGGAGCGUGUGAAAAAACUGAGCAGAUUCCACAUGACUGUAGUGCAGUGGAAACACAGGGAGAGCAGCAGUCGAGGCGUGGUCUACAAAGAAGCACCUGGUACUUCAGCCAAGUCCUUUUCACCUCCACGAGAGCCCAGUAUGCUGAGCUUGAUGGGCAACUUAUUGCAUGAUUUUCCUUUGAAUGCAGGAAAAUACAUUUUCGCCCAUUGCGACGGCAGCUUGAGCACAAAGUGCCGUGAUUGUGGCCAUGAAGAAUACCAGCCGGACUGGAACAGUGACACUAAAUGUAUUGCUCAGAAGUUCUGCGAUGAGGGUAAAGGAUUUAACCGCACUCGUUUACACAACCCUACAGCGGCUGAACCUUGUCAGUGCAAGCAGGGUUUCCACUGCUCUCUGAUCAACUGCGAAUACUGUGAGGCCAUUAAAAAAUGUCCUGCAGGAGAAGGAGUCGUAAUGGGCGAGACGGGCAGAGCUUCCUGUGUGCCUUGUCAAUAUGGAUAUUUCUCAGAUUCCAUAUCAAUAGAAGCCUGCAAGAAAUGGACAGAUUGUAAAGCUAUCGGCAAGACCGAGAAACAGUCAGGAAGCUCUAAGACCGAUGUGGUGUGUGGAGUCCAUUCUCCUGGUAUGACACCCUGGGUGCUGGUGGCCAUCCUCUCGGUCAUCAUUGUGGUGUCCCUGGUUGUUCUCUUUUUGUUUUGCUGCAAGGAUAAGCUGAACUUCCUCUCAGUAAAUCUACGCACUUGCGUCCAAAACCUGAAAGGAAGUAGGAAUCAACAGGAAACUGUGACUUCAUACCACGGUGACAACGGUCCACAAACCCUCCCUCUGAUUUGCCAAGAACUAACCCCCCCAGAGCCCCUGAUCACACGUCCCAGCACCCAAUUAACCAUUCUUGAUGAAACAUCGACUUCCACGGACCAAGAACAGGACCAGGACCGAGCCGAAACCUCAUCAGGCAGCUCCAGCGAGGACUCCGGAGUUGGGACUGUGUCUCCUCUGUCAGGCAGCUGCUGCAGCUGUGCGCUUCCCAUGAAGGAGCCCAUGGAGGUCGGAGAGAACGAGGACUGCAGUCAGCUGGUGGCCACGGGUUUGGCGACAUGCUGCUCCUGCAGGACAGGAGACGCCAUUGGAGAAAACGUGCAGGUCGUCGACCUGAAAGAACCUCUGCUGUGUGAGAGCUGCUCGUCAGACGUCCUGCCAGCCUGCGAUUACAUGGAUCUGCAGCGCUCCCAGGAACUCUGUCUGGACUACAGCAGCCCUGCUGGCAAAGAAGCCAUGUCGGAGAUGAGAGGCAUCUAUGGGGAGCGAGGUCCGGUUGAAGGGCUGUAUAGACAGAACGAACCUUGUUGCUGCAGCAUAGACUCCACCACCGUUCCACCUCUGCUGUCGGUCAGCGCUAAUGACCAGGGCCUUUCACUGAUCCACAGCGAUGACCGCAAACUGUCCGACCCCGAUGCAGACUUCCAGAACCAGUGCUCAGAAUCCGCUCUCACAUCUGGUCAGGUGACAGGAAACAACAACACUACUUUUAUCUCCAGCGGGCAGGUGAUGAACUUCAGCGGUGAGGUCAUUGUGGUGUAUGUCAGUCAAACGUCACUGGGGAGCAGCGGAGGAACAGACGAACCCUUCAGCUGCCCGGUUCAGGAAGAAUCCAACGAUGACGGUUUUCAAAGUGAGCCCAAAUCUAACAUAACCGCAACACCGCAGGCCAAGAGCAGGAACGGACACCUGGAAAAACACCUGCCCGUGCAGGAAAUGACCAACGACUGGUCCUGGCAGAAAUAAAAAGCUUCAAACAUUUCCUACUAGACUGGAAUUGACUCUUUUUAAAAUGAUUAUUAUUGAUUAAUGAUGGGCGUACAACAACCCGUAUAGCAACUAGAGUGCUAUUUCAUGAAAAAUGCUAUGCAUUUGUUGACCUACGUAUUUAUAUUGUAUAAAUUAGCUACUUCUUGUCGAUUUUGCGGUUUCAGCUUUGAGAGGAUCUCACUGGUGCGGAUGCUAAUGAACGGAUGA